UUUUUUUGUGAUAAUCAACUUUACUCUCUACUUUUUGGCAAAGAGACUCCCGGGAAUCCAAAAUAGAAUUUUCCAUUCCUUCCGCUUAAAAUUAAAUAAAGCACAUGGCGGCCAAUUAAAACUGGUCACAGAGAGCGACGGACGGAGAAGGUGAGGAUGGGGCAUGGAGGCUCGAAAGAGGAAGCAACGUCUGAUUCUAAAGAGGAAGGAUCAUCGCGUUUAUCUCGUCUGAAACAUAGGAUUCACCACCAUGGCCAUCAUAGUCGACAUGGCAAUGUCUCCAGCGCCUCCUCUCCUAAUCCCAAACUACUAUCUGCUGAUGGUUUCGCCGGAGUUGCUCUUCUCACCCUCAUGCGUGCGGAGAUGAAGUUCAAGGACAAGUGGUUCGCCUGUGUUACUCUUGGAGAGCAAACCUUUCGUAGUGAGAUCUCCGACCACACAGACAGCCCCGUUUGGAACUCUGAAAAAAAACUUCUUUUGGAAAAAUCUGGGCCACAUGUUGCAAGGAUGUCUGUGUUUGAGACCAAUAGAUUGUCCCGCAACAAUAUAAUCGGAUAUUGUGAGAUUGAUCUACUUGAAUUUAUUACUCGGGGUGCAGAUUCAGAAGUUGAGGAAUAUGACUUAUUAGAUCCAUCAUCAUCUGAUACAGUGGUUGGCAAAAUUUAUCUUUCAUGUUCAGUCGAGGAUCCAAUUGAAACAGAGAACAGAUUUGCAAGACGCAUCUUAUCUAUAGUGGACUACAAUGAAGAUGGGAAACUUUCCAUCUCUGAAUUUUCUGAAUUAAUUAAAGCUUUUGGCAAUCAACUAGCUGCUGACAAGAAAGAGGAGCUCUUUAAAGUGGCUGACAAGAAUGGUGACGGUGUUGUCAGCAUGGAUGAGUUGGCUGCCCUUCUUGCAAUUCAACAAGAAAAGGAACCACUAAUGAAUUGUUGUCCUGUUUGUGGUGAGAUUUUUAAAGUUUCCGAUAAGCUGAACACUAUGGUUCAUUUGGCUCUCUGUUUCGAUGAAGGAACUGGGAAACAGGUCAUGACUGGUGGUUUUUUGACUGAAAAGCAGGCUUCAUAUGGGUGGAUGUUUAAACUAAGUGAAUGGGCUCAUUUUUCGUCAUAUGACAUCGGCUUAAACUCUGGAUCAAGCGCUUCCCAUAUUCUGGUAUUUGAUCGGAAGACAAAGAGGCUCGUGGAAGAGUUAAUUGAUGGAAAGAUUGUUUUGUCGAUGAGAGCUAUCUACCAGUCAAAACUUGGUCUUGGCCUAAUUAACACAGGGGCAAAGGAGCUCUUACAGAAGAUCUCUGAAAAGCAGGGGAGGGAAAUGAAUACUGCCGAAUCUGCUAAAGAUAUACCGAAGUUUCUUGAGUUUUUUAAGGAUCAAAUAAAUCGGGCUGAAAUCAAGCACCCUGUGGAGUAUUUCAAGACUUUUAAUGAAUUUUUCAUAAGAGAGUUAAAGCCUGGUGCAAGACCAAUUGCCUGUGUCGGACGCGAUGAUGUUGCGAUAUGUGCAGCUGAUAGUCGUUUAAUGGCAUUUAAAUCUGCUGAUGACAGUCUAAGAUUUUGGAUUAAGGGUCGUAAGUUCUCAAUUCAAGGCCUUUUGGGACAAGUUGCAUCUUCUGGUUCUUUUAUUGAUGGAGCCUUAGUGAUAUUUCGUUUGGCACCCCAGGAUUAUCACCGCUUUCAUUUUCCAGUCUCUGGAACUGUUGAGCAAUUUGUAAACAUACCUGGAUGCUUAUAUACGGUUAACCCCAUUGCUGUGAAUAGCAAGUAUUGUAAUGUCUUCACUGAGAACAAGCGAGUGGUAUCAGUUAUUUCAACCACGGAUUUUGGAAAGGUGGCAUUCGUUGCAAUAGGAGCAACUAUGGUUGGCAGCAUCACAUUUUCAAAGAAGGAGGGUGACCAUGUCAAGAAGGGAGACGAGUUCGGAUAUUUCUCAUUUGGUGGAAGCACAGUUAUUUGCGUUUUUGAGAAGGUUCGGAAGCCAUGUUUGCUGAUCUUGGACACUUUUCACGGAUAUCAAUCAAGAUUGCUUUUAUGUCUGUGGUUUAUCCAGCUUUGAUUCUUGCAUAUAUGGGGCAGGCUGCAUAUCUAUCUAAGAAUCAUUUAAUUGAGAAUGUUGGAUUUUAUGUAUCUGUACCUGGGAACCUAAGAUGGCCUGUUCUGGUAAUAGCUGUCCUUGCUGUUCUCAUUGUGACAAUGGCAGUCUCAAUUGCUUGGAUGUUUGGCAAAGCAAAGUCCAGCGGCAUAGAACUUCUUGUUGGUAUUUUAUUUCCAAAACUGAGCUCCAAAACAAGACAACAGGGUGUUGAAGUAGUGGGUUUCACUAUUAUGCCUCUCAAUUUUUUCUUGUACUCAACUCUAGUGCAAUCAAGGGAGAUAUGACCAUAGCAAGAAAGGCUGAAUCCAAAAAGUAAUAGAAAGUUCAGUUUUUUAUUUUUAUUUUUUAUUUUUUUUAAGUAAACGAUUAUAUUGAUAUGAAUAGGCAUAGUCCAAGUACACAAGAUGGUAUACAAAAGGUCACACCUAGUUAGAGAGAAGUAACAGAAACAAGAAAGUCAUGGAAAUUGAGGCCACAACAAUCUAUAGCAGUGGCCCAAAGAAAAAGAGUGCUAACAAAAAAUAAAUUAAGUUCUUCUAGGGAGCGUUCCUUGUCUAACUCCAUUCUAUUAAACACUUCAUUCCAUAACAUUCCAGCUAUCUCACAAUGCAACAAUAAAUGAUCCACAUUUUCACCAUUUUUCCUACACAUAUAACACCAAUCUACUAUGAUCACCUUAUGUCUUCGUAGAUUAUCUGUUGUCAAGAUCUUACCUAAUGCUGCUAUCCAUACAAAAAAUGCUGCUUUGGGAGGCGCCUUGUUUCUUUCUCCAAGGGAAUUGCAUAUUUUGCGGUUGUGUAAGCGUCUUAUAGAAAGAACCAACCGAGAAUUUACCUUUACCUAUGGGUAUCCACCAUAUCUUAUAUGCUUCUUGGGUUCUCUGCCUCAUGGUGUUAUAGAAGAGCAAAAAACUCCUCAAAGCUGCCCAUUUCCCAAUCUUGGGCGGCUCUAGUGAAAUUCACGUUUUACUAGCUUAGUUCCCUAAAUGACUCCAUGCAAUUAUCCACUUAGGCAUCUUUCUCACUUGCAAUCCUAAAAACUGAUGGGAAUAAAUCCUUUAGGGCUUAAUCUCCACACCAUUGGUCAGUCCAUAUUUUUAUUCUAGAUUCAUCACCCAAUACUAGUCUAGUAUGCCAAUUCAAGAUCCCCCACCCUCUUUGAAUGUGUUUCCAAAUUACCAUUCCAUAGGACCCAUGGACCUCCCUAGUGCACCACCUCCCCCACAUGCUUCCAUAUUUGCAAUCAAUCACUGACUUCCAUAGGGCUUCCAGUUCCAUAUUGUAUCUCCACAACCAUUUUUCAAGCAAGACUUGAUUGAAAAUCCUCAAGUUUCUAAUACCUAACCCGCCCGAAGAGACUGGAGAACAUACCUUAUCCCGCUUGACUAGAUACUUGAAUUCUUCUCCUAUUCCACUGCAAAGAAAAUCACGAUAUAACUUCUCAAUAUAGUUUGUCACACUUGCUGGAAUAAGGAAUACAUAUAGAAAACAUGUUGGUAGAUUAGAAAGAGUACUUUUGGUAAGAGUGAUCCUACCACCUUUCGAGAGAUAUGAUUUUUUCCAACCUGCCAAUUUGCAUCCAAUCUUCUCCACCACUGUAUCCCAAAUUGAUAUAGACCUUGCAGCAGCCCCCAAAGGAAUACCAAGGUAAUUCAUGGGAAGAGAGGAAACCUUACAUCCAAGGAUACUAGCCAGUUGUCGGGGGUUUGGAAUAUUACCCACUGGCACCAAUUCUGAUUUAUUAAAGUUCACUUUUAAUCGGGAAACUGCUUCAAAACAAAGUAAUAAUGCCCUCAAUGUUCGAAUUUGGUUUUGUUCUGCCUCACAAAAAGUCAGUGUAUCAUCUGCAAACAAUAAGUGAGAUAAGUUAAUGGUGCCCCUAUUAGGAUUGCCCACCAAGAAUCCCUCGAUAAAGCCACUGUUCACCAAGGCUAGGAUCAUUUUACUAAGUGCCUCCAUGACAAGAACAAAUAGGAGUGGAGACAAAGGAUCUUUUUGUCUUAGAUUUCGAGAGCUAUUAAAGAAACCAAGUGAGCAGCCGUUCACCAAUACGGAAAACUUCACCGUUGAAAUACACUAUCUAAUCCACGAGCACCAUUUCUCCCCAAAAUCGCACCUCCCAAGCACAUGGAGUAAGAACUCCCAAUUCACAUGAUCAUAUGCCUUGUUCAUAUUUAAGAGAAAGUUCAGUUUACCCACACUAACAAAGAACCAUACCCACAAGGUGCUUUGAAGGGGAGGGUUUAUCACAUUUCAAUUUACAGUGACAGUUGUGGACUGAAGCCGGCUUAGGUAGGUUGCUGGAGUCGGUUUGUGGCCUUUAGUGUGUAAUUAGCUUGAUGAGUGGGGGUUGGGCUGUGGCCCACUUUUCUACUUGUUACCCUCGUUAUGCGUAUGUCCUUUUCUUUUGUUUUAGUGUGUCGGCCCUUGGCCCGUGAGUUUGUUAAGGGUUCUGUCAGUAUAUGUAGUGGAACGUCCCUCUUGUAAUGGCAUGCAAAAACUGAAUCAAAGUUAUUCUCUUUCCUCAUUUUCUUCUACCUCUUUGUUCUGGAGGUGCUCCCCUCAAAGUUAGCUUUUCUUUGUGUAUUUUUGCCAAACACUUGGGUUGUGUUACAAAUUUUGCAUUUCUCCAAUAUAGAAAAGAAAAAAGCUUCACGAGAGAAUUUGGGGUUUUUCGCGCAUUGAAUUGAGCUGCAUAUACGGAAGUAUUUCUGAAUUUAGCCAUCUUGUAAAGUAUGUAGCUUAAAUCUGUGCGGCUUUCUGUAGGAUGCAAUUGAGAUAGACGAGGACCUCCUAUCAAAUAGUGCCAGAGCACUGGAGACAUUGGUUUCUGUUGGAAUGAAGUUGGGCGUCU
Molecule: messenger RNA, 4941 nt
Organism: Carya illinoinensis
Lineage: Eukaryota; Viridiplantae; Streptophyta; Magnoliopsida; Fagales; Juglandaceae
Product: phosphatidylserine decarboxylase proenzyme 2-like
Exons: 21
Coding region: 157-2049 (630 amino acids)
Biological process (GO): phospholipid biosynthetic process
Molecular function (GO): phosphatidylserine decarboxylase activity; calcium ion binding
Source: RefSeq, a predicted model, not a curated record